Molecule: messenger RNA, 1340 nt
Organism: Gracilinanus agilis (Agile Gracile Mouse Opossum)
Lineage: Eukaryota; Metazoa; Chordata; Mammalia; Didelphimorphia; Didelphidae
Gene: SLC10A7
Product: solute carrier family 10 member 7
Exons: 12
Coding region: 1-1023 (340 amino acids)
Cellular component (GO): plasma membrane
Source: RefSeq, a predicted model, not a curated record
AUGGGGCUCCUGGACAGGCUGGGCAAGGAAUGGUUCAUGCUCUGCAUCGUGCUGGUGAUCGUCCUGGCGAAGAUGGACCCGUCUGUGGGGGCCAAGGGCGGACCGCUGAAGCCAGAAGUGACGAUCACCUACAUAGCCGUUUCAGCCAUAUUCUUUAAUAGUGGACUGUCCCUCAAGACAGAGGAGCUGACGAGUGCUUUGAUGCAUAUAAAAUUACAUCUUUUUGUUCAGAUCUUUACACUUGCAUUCUUCCCAACAGCAAUAUGGCUUUUUCUUCAGAUGCUCUCAGUUACACCCAUCAACGAAUGGCUUUUAAAAGGUUUACAAACAGUGGGUUGCAUGCCGCCGCCUGUUUCUUCUGCAGUCAUCUUAACCAAAGCUGUUGGUGGGAAUGAGGCAGCAGCUAUAUUUAACUCAGCCUUUGGAAGUUUUUUGGGCAUCAUUAUAACACCACUGCUACUGCUGAUUUUUCUUGGAUCAUCAUCUUCUGUGCCUUUUACCUCCAUAUUUUCCCAGCUCUCUAUGACUGUAGUUGUUCCCCUCAUCAUCGGACAGAUCGUCCGAAGGUACAUCAAGGAUUGGCUGGAGAGGAGGAAGCCUCCGUUUGGGACGAUCAGCAGCUGCGUCCUCCUCACCAUCAUCUACACGACCUUCUGCGACACUUUCUCCAAUACCAACAUUGACCUGGAUGGCUUCAGCCUUCUCGUCGUUCUGUUCAUAAUUUUUUCCGUUCAGCUGAGCUUUAUGUUUUUAACAUUCUUCUUUUCCACAAGGAAUAAUCUGGGCUUCACACCAGCUGACACCGUGGCUAUCAUCUUCUGCUCCACACACAAAUCUCUCACACUGGGGAUUCCCAUGCUGAAGAUCGUGUUUGCCGGCCACGAGCACCUGUCGCUCAUCUCUGUGCCCUUGCUCAUCUACCACCCGGCGCAGAUCCUGCUGGGCAGCCUCUUAGUGCCAAGCAUCAAGUCUUGGAUGGUGUCAAGACAGAAGGGUGUGAAGCUGAUGAGGCCAACAGUGUGACCCCGAGGGGACCCUGCAUCGUACACGUGUAUAUAUGUACAAUAUGUACAAUGACACCUUCGGAAGACCUGUGUUUGUGAAUGUUGCUUCCGUGCAUAUUUUAUUUUUUUAUGUGAAAAAGAAAAGAUAGACCUAUUUAAGUGCCUUAAAAUGCAUUUGGCCAGAGCCUUGUCCCAGACCUCCCGCUGGGGACCGGCAGAGGUUGUACAGUAUUUUGGAGUCGUUUAUUUUUCUAACACGGUGACGAGUCAUCCUGGUGGAGAAGCAAACCUUAGAUUAUUCCCCUUCCCUGUUUUCUGGGUAACUACACAACUGCG